Vitis riparia (riverbank grape) is the source of this 1767-nucleotide messenger RNA. RefSeq lists its product as uncharacterized. The record is from RefSeq and is a predicted model, not a curated record. Gene Ontology annotation, molecular function: nucleic acid binding; zinc ion binding. Bases 441 to 1538 code for a protein of 365 amino acids. The transcript has 5 exons. NCBI's taxonomy places the organism in Eukaryota, Viridiplantae, Streptophyta, Magnoliopsida, Vitales, Vitaceae.
UGGUUUCUAUUUUAAUUUUUUUUUUCAAUUCUUUUUCUAUUCCUGUAUUGCUUUUGGUUGCCGUUUACCAACUUGGAUAGAGUUGGGUUGGUUUCUCUCCAGGAAAGUUGAUUUUGUAUUUGGGUUUAUGUUAUUAUACCAAGUUGAAUCGAGUCGAGUUGCUUUCUCUCCAAGAAAGUGGAUUUCUAUGUGGGUUAAUCUUUUUAUACCGAGUUGAAUCCAGUUGAGUUGGUUUCUCUCCGAGAAAAUUGAUUUUGUGUUUGGGUUUAUUCAUUACAGUUGCACUUUGUUUAAUCCUACGUUUCUGAUUUCAGGAAUAUCUUCGAUUUUCUGAAAAGCAAUUCAUUGUUUUUCUGCACUUGCGUUUCUUGGAGGAGGAGGAAAACUAGGGACCAUAUCAUUUGUUUUUCACUGUUUGAUUCUGGUGAAAAAAAAUAAAAAUGGGAAGAGGCAGAAUGAUGGAAGCAACCUCAAUGGAUUCCAGGUUUCUGACAAACACUCAGAGCAGGAUGACUUAUUUUUCACCUUCAUCAAGCAAUCUAUCCUACUUUCAACAGCAAGCAUUGCAAGCUGGAAUGAAUGGUGUUUAUCUUACAAGGAGCGAGUAUGUGAGAGGUGGUGUUGGUACAAGGGAAAUGAUUCAAUGUGAGAUUGAGAAAGAGCAAAUUCGUGAGGAGAUAAUAGGAGCAGAGAUUGCACGGUUGUGCAUGUUGGAAGCUGAACGCAGAAGAGAAAUACUAAUGAAUAGAGACUCUGCUCUACAAAUGUCACUAGGAUUUCUAACGACAUAUGAUGGAACUUCUAAUGAAAGGUUAACUUCUUUAGCUCCAUCCACAGUUGGGGCCUUCAACAGGAUGCAUCAAUCUGGUGAAAGUUUGUCUCCUUUGGCUCCAUCUGCAGUUGGGGUCUUCAACAGGAUGCAUGAAUUUAGUGAAAAGUUGUCUCCCUUGGCUCCAUCUGCAGUUGGGGUUUUCAACAGGAUGCAUGAAUUUGAAUUUAGUGAAAAGUUGUCUCCGUUGGCUCCAUCUGCAGUUGGGGCCUUCAACAGGAUGCAUGAAUUUAGUGAAAAGUUGUCUCCCUUGGCUCCAUCUGCAGUUGGGGUCUCCAACAGGAUGCAUCACUUUGGUGGGACGUGUGACAAUGAAAGGCUGUCUCCUUUGGCUCCAUCUGCAGUUGAAGUCUUUAAUAGAAUGUCCCUUGAGGGUGACUCGUCAUUUCAGGAGGAGCUGGAUGGUAACAAAGAGUCUACAAAUGUUCACUCUAGUAUUUACGAGAAAAAGCGGACAGAAGGACAGGCAGCAGAAGGAGAUUGUGAGCAUCCUGUGGCUAGUGUAAACAAAAAUCCUGAGUGGAGUUGUGCUCUAUGUCAAGUUAGCACCACCAGUGAACAGAGUCUCAAUGAUCAUCUUCAAGGGAAGAAACAUAAGUCAAAAGCAUCUAAACUCGAGGCUAAAAAGACCAGCAUUGGAAGUUCGGUCUCAAAGUCAGGGAAAGGGAAGAAGAAGGCUGCCAAACUAGGGUUGUUGCUACUGCAAUAGAGGCUAGUCUUGGACAGUGAAACACGGUGGAACCAUAGAACUUGUACAGUGCGAUGUGGGAGGGAAAGGGGGGACUCGAGGCUUUGGGACUGAAUAAUGAUGUAAUCAGUAAAUGACCCACUUCCUUCUAAGUAAAUAUUGUUGGUUCUUUGCCCAAUGUGUUUCACGACUUUAAAAGUAUCUACAUAGUUAAAACAAGCUCAAACAUAUAUAUAUUGUCAGGGUAUCA